CCAGUGUCCCCACCACCAAUUGAAGAGGCAGCAGGUCUCCUGGUUCCUGUUUUUCUUCUCUUCCGCCUGCUCAUCAGGAUCUCCUGGCAGCAUGUCCACUGUUCCCCCCAGCAUGGACCCCACCAAGAUGGGGGUAGGACGCUCCAUCGCCGUGCUGACCUCCGGAGGCGAUGCCCAAGGUAUGAAUGCGGCUGUGAGGGCCACGGUUCGAGUCGGCCUCUACACGGGAGCGAAAGUCUUCUUUGUUCAUGAAGGCUACCAGGGGCUUGUGGACGGGGGGGUGAACAUUCGCCCCGCGACAUGGGAGAGCGUGUCCAUGAUGCUGCAAUUGGGCGGCACUGUUAUCGGCAGUGCCCGUUGCACAGACUUCGAGACCAGGGAGGGCCGUAUGCAGGCGGCAAACAACCUGGUCAAGCUGGGCAUCACCAACCUGUGUGUGAUCGGGGGCGACGGCAGUCUGACCGGCGCCAACAAGUUCAGGUGUGAGUGGAGCGAGCUGCUGCUCGACCUCGUGAGAGCCGGUAAGAUCACCGAUGACCAGGCUAAGAGCUCCACACAUCUCAACAUUGUUGGCAUGGUGGGCUCCAUCGAUAAUGACUUCUGCGGCACCGACAUGACAAUCGGCACUGACUCGGCCCUGCACCGCAUCAUAGAGGUGGUGGACGCCAUCACAACGACAGCCCAGAGCCACCAGAGGACCUUUAUUCUGGAGGUGAUGGGCAGACACUGUGGAUACCUUGCCCUGGUAACGGCCCUGGCGUGCGGCGCUGACUGGGUCUUUAUUCCUGAAAUGCCUCCAGAUGAGGGAUGGGAGGUUCAUCUGUGUAGGAGACUGGCAGAUCAACGAGCCAGAGGCUGCCGCCUGAAUGUGAUCAUUGUUGCUGAGGGAGCCAUGAACAGGGACGGCAAGGCCAUCACCUCUGAGAUCAUCAAGCAGCUGGUGACCAAGAAGCUGGGCUUUGACACGCGCACCACAGUCCUCGGCCACGUGCAGAGAGGCGGCACUCCCUCGGCCUUCGACAGGAUCCUGGGCAGCAGGAUGGGCGUUGAGGCAGUGAUGGCUCUGCUGGAGGCCACCCCCGAGACCCCUGCCUGUGUGGUCAGCCUGUCAGGGAACCAGGCCAUCAGGCUUCCCCUCAUGGAGUGCGUGCAAGUGACAAAGGAUGUGACUGCUGCCAUGGCUGAGGGUCGAUUUGAAGAUGCUAUUAAGCUCAGGGGAAAGAGUUUCGAGAAUAACUGGAACACAUACAAACUGUUGGCUCACAUCAACCCCCCUGAUACCAAGAGCAACAUCAACGUGGCCAUCCUUAACGUCGGGGCCCCCUGCGCUGGUAUGAACGCGGCCGUCCGCUCCGCCGUCAGGAUGGGCAUCAUCCAGGGCCACAACAUGCUGGCCGUGCACGACGGCUUCGAGGGCCUCGCUCACGGACAGAUUGAGCCCAUUGCCUGGACUGCAGUCAGUGGCUGGACUGGAAAGGGGGGAUCUGAGCUGGGAACCAAGCGCUUGCUGCCCUCUAAGAUGAUGGAGGACAUCAGCCUGAAUAUCGCCAAGUUCAACAUCCAUGCCCUGGUGAUAAUUGGUGGUUUUGAGGCGUAUGUGGGCGGCCUGGAGAUGGUGCAGGCCAGGGAGAAGUACGAGGAGCUGUGCAUUCCCAUGGUGGUCAUCCCCGCCACCGUCUCCAACAAUGUCCCUGGCUCCGACUUCAGUGUUGGCGCCGACACGGCCCUGAACACCAUCGUUGAGACUUGUGACAGGAUCAAGCAGUCUGCAGCUGGCACCAAGAGGAGGGUGUUCAUCAUUGAGACCAUGGGGGGUCACUGUGGAUACCUGGCCACCAUGGCGGGGCUGGCGGCAGGGGCCGACGCUGCAUACAUCUACGAGGACAAAUUUGGCAUCAGAGACCUGGAGGCAAACGUCGAGCAUUUGGUUGAGAAGAUGAAGACAACAGUGAAGAGAGGCUUGAUUCUCAGGAAUGAGAGCUGCAAUCCCAACUACACAACUGACUUCAUCUUCAACCUGUAUUCUGAAGAGGGAAAGGGCGUGUUCGACUGCCGCAAGAAUAUCCUGGGACACAUGCAACAAGGUGGUACUCCAACACCUUUCGACAGGACCUUUGGAACAAAGAUGGGAGCUAAGUCUGUCCUGUGGCUGACUGAAAAACUGAAGGAGUGUUACCGCCAUGGUCGUAUCUUCGCCAACACACCUGACUCUGCCUGCAUGUUGGGGAUGAAAAAGAGAUCACUGACCUUCCAGCCUCUAAGCGAGCUGAAGGAUCAGACCGAUUUUGAGCACCGCAUCCCAAAGACGGAGUGGUGGUUGAAGCUGAGGCCCAUCAUGAAGAUCCUGGCCAAGUACAACGUCAGUCUGGACACCACUGAGCAUGCCCACAUGGAGCAUGUGAUCAAGAAGAGGAGUCCAGCCGUGAAGGCCGUGCCGGUGAAGAAGGAAGAUGCUUCACCCAAGGAGACGGACAAAGAUUCAUAACUUUCCUGUUGACAUUCUAGAUAUGCACCUUUCCAGAUAUGCAUUUGUUUAGCAGAAUAUGUUUGAGGAUGUGAGUUUUCUGCCUGGCUUCAUCUGUGUAUGCCUUGGAAAUGAUGCUACUCUCUACUUCAUAUUAAGUAAACUCAUCUGCUUGGA
This is a messenger RNA of Hypomesus transpacificus, 2641 nucleotides long. RefSeq names its product phosphofructokinase, muscle a (gene pfkma). The record is from RefSeq and is a predicted model, not a curated record. Bases 92 to 2485 code for a protein of 797 amino acids. Gene Ontology annotation, biological process: fructose 1,6-bisphosphate metabolic process; fructose 6-phosphate metabolic process; canonical glycolysis. Gene Ontology annotation, molecular function: 6-phosphofructokinase activity; fructose-6-phosphate binding; AMP binding. The transcript is spliced from 22 exons. Gene Ontology annotation, cellular component: 6-phosphofructokinase complex; cytoplasm; membrane. NCBI's taxonomy places the organism in Eukaryota, Metazoa, Chordata, Actinopteri, Osmeriformes, Osmeridae.